Messenger RNA from Arabidopsis lyrata subsp. lyrata, 1245 nucleotides. RefSeq names its product putative F-box protein At1g58310. Bases 37 to 1164 code for a protein of 375 amino acids. The record is from RefSeq and is a predicted model, not a curated record. Gene Ontology annotation, molecular function: protein binding. NCBI's taxonomy places the organism in Eukaryota, Viridiplantae, Streptophyta, Magnoliopsida, Brassicales, Brassicaceae. The transcript has 2 exons.
UUUUCAGGUUGUAGUAACUCAACGGUGUUGAAAAAGAUGGAUUUUGGUAGGUCUAGAGAUAUUAUCAGCGGUUUACCAGAGUUUCUUAUUUCCCACAUCUUGUCUUUCCUUACCACCAAAGAAGCUGCUUCUACAUCGGUUCUAGCAAGAAAAUGGCGAUAUCUCUUUGCUUUUGUUCCUAAUCUUGAUUUCGAUGACUCUGUCCAUCUAAGUCUUGGAAAAAAGAAUCCUGUUAUUAGUGGUGAAGAUUAUUUGGAAAUGAUUAAUGAAAGAAAUAAUCAGCUUUCUACAAGUUUUAUGGCUUUUGUGGAUCAUGUGUUGGCAUUGCAAGGCAAUUCUCCUCUACACAAGUUCUCUCUAAAGUUCGGAGACGGUGUUGUUGAUCGAUUCCGUGUCAUUCGUUGGAUACUCAAGGUGUUGGAACGCGGAGUAUCCGAUCUUGAACUAGACAUGCAUUUGAAAUGGAAAUCUUCACUUCCUUCAAAGAUCUUUUUGAGCGAGACACUCGUUAGGCUGAAACUAAGUGUGGAUCGUGGCCCGAGAAUUGAUGUUGAUGAUGUUCAUCUUCCUAAGCUUAAGACUCUCCAUAUUGAGUCAGUCAAAUUUGAACAGCAUGGUAUUGGGCUUAACAAGCUUCUUUCUGGUUGUCACAUACUUGAGGAGUUAAUUCUGGAAUAUAUAUCUUGGUGCCUAUGGGAAUUUGUCUCUGUGUCUAGCACAACUCUCAAGAGACUAACGUUUUGCGGGGAACUAAUGCAAGAUGAGAAUCCGAUUAGUGUGUCUUUUGAUACUCCGAAUCUUGUCUACUUGAUGUUUACUGAUGUUAUUGCGGACGAGUAUUCAAAAGUGAACUUCGAUUCGCUUGUUGAAGCCCAUAUCAAUCUUCAGAUGUCAGAAGAUCAGAUGGAAGAGGCACGGUUUUCAAAUUCUGAAGGUAAUCUGGUCGCUAAUGCAACAGAUUUUAUAGUGGGAAUAUGCAAUGUGAAGAUCCUUUAUCUAGCAGCUUAUACUCUUGAGGUACUUACUUACUGUUGUGAAGCAAUACCGCUAUUCAACAACCUGACUCAUUUAACUAUAGAGAGUAACCCGGAAGUAGCAUGGGAUUCAUUACCGGGCCUUCUCAAGAAUUCUCCAAAUCUGGAAACUCUCGUCUUCAAAGUAUGAAACAAACCCUUUAAAAGCACCUGUUAACAUAUUUUUCAAAGUUUGAGAUAUAUCCCACAUUUCAGGGACUCGUCCACCAAG